UAUCUAUCUAUCUAUCUAUCUAUCGCAUGUCUACUUCCGCUUUCGGACCGACCAUUAAUGUGAAAGGUGUUACCCGGAAGUGGUUCGCGUUAGCUUGGAGCUAACUAGCGCUGGUGUCUACCUUGGAGCAGUUACUGCGGAGAGGAAGCGUUCAGCAUCCACCUCUAACGAUGGAGACGGCAGCGGUCUGUGAGCUUGACCUGGAGGACAGGAGAAUAGUGAGCGGCAGUGACUCCCCUGCUGAGCUGGACAGUCCCUGUAAGGAAGAGGUGGCAGGGUUCCAUUUGAGUCUUUGUGGCCCUGAGGAGGAGCGGGGGGAGACUCCUGGGAGAGAGGACAGUCCCAGUGAGCUGGAUCCAGGAGAGACCAAGACUGGAGAGCAUAAAGCCUUUGGGAAGGAGGUGGUGCUCCUGAUGCAGGCGCUGAACUCUCUGGCCACUCCAGAGGAGAAGCUGGCUGCGCUGUGCAAGAAAUACGCAGACCUGCUGGAGGAGAGCCGCUGCAUGCAGAAACAGCUGAAGGCCCUGCAGAAAAAGCAGUCUCAGAUCGUCAAGGAGAAGGUCCACCUCCAAGGAGAGCACAGCAAAGCCAUCCUGGCCCGCAGCAAGCUGGAGAGCCUCUGCAGAGAGCUGCAGAGACACAACAAGACCCUGAAGGAGGAGAACGCCCAGCGGUCUAGGGAGUAUGAGGAGCAGAGGAAGGAGGCCAUGCUGCACUUCCAGGUGACUUUGGGGGACAUCGAGGUCCAGAUGGAGCAGCACAGCUCCCACACGGCCAAGCUGAGGCAGGAAAACAUGGACCUGGCCGACAAGCUCAAGAAGCUGAUCGAGCAGUACGAGCUCAGGGAGGAGCACAUAGACAAAGUCUUCAAACACAAGGAGCUGCAGCAGCAGCUGAUGGACGCCAAGCUGGUGAGGAUCACAGAGAUGAUGAGGGAGGUGGAGGACAAGCAGCAGCGCGAGAGGGACCUGCUGCUGAAGGACGCCACCGAGUCCAGACGGAAAUGUGAGGCUAUGAAAGAGCAGGAGGCUCAGCUCAAACAGCAGCUGUCCCUCUACAUGGACAAGUUUGAGGAGUUCCAGAGCACGCUGGCCAAGAGCAACGAGGUCUUCACCACCUUCAGGCAGGAGAUGGAGAAGAUGACCAAGAAGAUCAAGAAGCUGGAGAAGGAAACGACGCAGUGGAGGACCAAGUGGGAGAGCAACAACCAGGCCCUGCUGCAGAUGGCGGAGGAGAAAACUCUGCGUGAUGGCCACUUCAAGGCCCUGCAGGGGAAGCUGGAUCUGCUGCAGCGGCUCUGCAGAGCUCUGCAGAAGGAGAGGAACGACCUGAGCAACCAGCUCAGCCUCCUCCAGGAGCAGGGAGGCAAGGAGGAGGCACCACCCGGACCGGACCAGCAGGGGGAGCCCAUGGAGGAGGAAGAUUCUGAGGAGGAGGAGCUGCAGGCUGGGGGCCUUCAUCAGGGACCAGAGCAGAACGAUGCAGAUGGAGGCAACCAGCCUGCUGCUCUGUAGCUGAUGGAGCUUCUCCAGAACCGCCUUCUGGACCCGGUUCUGGGCCUGUCCUUCAUAUCUUUUGGUUUUUAUUAUGAUUCACUCAAUAAAAUGAUUACAUCCAGAACAUUCCCUAUGUGAGGGCCUCCUCCAUCAGCAGCCGGGUUCUGCCGGCCUCCUUCCUGAUCCCACCUUUGGGUUCUAGCAGCAGGUCCACCUCCUCCAUUAGAACUGGGUCAGGUUCUGGAGGUCCGUCAGUCUUCAUGGAGCUCAUCCUCUGCAGCAGCACCUCAGGCUGAAGAGAGGAAGAUGAAGAUGGAGGAUGGCCCAGCGAGUCCAUCAGAACCAUGCUGGAGUUUCCUCUGAGGUCCUCCACCCGCUGCAGCAGGAGCAGCAGAUCCACGAGGAUCCAUUCUCAGAACCAGGUUCAUUCCUUUCUCCUCCAUCUGACCCGUUCUGAGCUUCAGGACCAGGAUGGACCUCCAAACUUUUGCCCAGUAGGAAGGAAAUGAUCAAAGCAGCUGGUAGUUCAAACAGGUGUGUAGAUCGGACACCAUGAAGCCAGGUCAUCAGAGCAGCAGCUUAAAGCUCCAACAUGAGCUAAGCUAAUGCUAGCUUCACUGUGGUAACAGCAGAUGCUAAUCUUUAGUUAUCUUCCUUCCAUUAAAAAGUUUCCUUUAAUCUCCAACAUCUCUGAGGAGGCGAGACUUCCUGAAAGCAGCCAAUCACAGGCAGGUACAGUCCUCCCUCCAUGUAAGGACAGUUAGCUCUGAACCAGCAGCUCAGGCUGGGAGGAGAAGAUGUGGAACCAGAGGAGGAUCCUGGUGUUCCAUGUAUGGAGCAUCGGAUCCCAUCAGGGGAGCUGGUACCUUUAGAUGGUUCUGCUGCAGGGUUCCGGCCCGUAAUGACUCAGGUCCUGUCAGAAUCUACCUCUGUGGGUCGGGCUGGGCUUCCAUGUCCUCUACCGAAAAUGUUCUUCCAGUUUGUCUGACUUUUAAUAAACCUUUUGUAGGAUUUCCA
Molecule: messenger RNA, 2513 nt
Organism: Cyprinodon tularosa
Lineage: Eukaryota; Metazoa; Chordata; Actinopteri; Cyprinodontiformes; Cyprinodontidae
Gene: txlng
Product: taxilin gamma
Exons: 11
Coding region: 171-1514 (447 amino acids)
Biological process (GO): regulation of cell cycle
Molecular function (GO): syntaxin binding
Source: RefSeq, a predicted model, not a curated record